AUGCCGACUUUGAAAAAAGAUGCAAAUGCAGUUACAGGCCCAGCUAUAAAGCGGAACGUCCAGGACAUCGGCAAAUCCAAGACUCGGGGACUAUACCAAAUCCGCCCAAAAGUUGUCACCAAGAAGACCAAGACCUUUAGCCUGGUGAGCAAGAAGAAUGGGCCUAAACAGGAAAACGCAAAUGUCCAGGAGAAUGAGCGCUACACUGAAACCGAAGCCGAAAGGGUCGCUAGGCAGGACUACAAGAGAGCCGCAGAGAAGCGCGAAGCUGAGCACGGGCGCGACUCGGUCCGCAAGCACACUUUAAAACCUCAAGAGUACAGUGCCGCCCCUGGCCAAAGACAGUUCAAGAACAGAUCGGUGUGCGAGACCAGGGAUUACAAUCUAUCGGGAGAGCAGAUUGGGGAAUUGCGUUGA
Messenger RNA from Alternaria conjuncta, 417 nucleotides. RefSeq lists its product as uncharacterized. The record is from RefSeq and is a predicted model, not a curated record. Bases 1 to 417 code for a protein of 138 amino acids. NCBI's taxonomy places the organism in Eukaryota, Fungi, Ascomycota, Dothideomycetes, Pleosporales, Pleosporaceae. The transcript has a single exon.